Messenger RNA from Brassica napus (rape), 2476 nucleotides. RefSeq lists its product as uncharacterized. Lineage: Eukaryota; Viridiplantae; Streptophyta; Magnoliopsida; Brassicales; Brassicaceae. The record is from RefSeq and is a predicted model, not a curated record. The coding region runs from base 1742 to 2302 and encodes 186 amino acids. The transcript has 5 exons.
AAUGACACCGAGAUACUCAUUUCCUUUUGCAUUUAAUAUUUAAUUGUUAUUCUCUCAGCGGAUGUUUUAUAGAAUUUUGAUGUUCUAAUAUAUAAGAUGCUUUUAUUUUUUUAGGUAACUUUUACUUUAUUAAAAAUUGUUUACCCAAUCAUAUUUUAAUAGUAUAUUUUAUAAUUGGUUGAAUAUCAUUAAUUUAUAUUUUUAAUGAUAUUUUUUAGAAAAAAAAUAGUUUUUUAAUAUGUGUGUUUCUACCUAAACAUUUUAUAUUUAGGAAAAGAGAGAGUAUUAAGUUUAUCUUUAACUGAGAUAGAUCGAAAGAAAAAAACUUACCUACAAAACAAAAUAUUUUUGAAAUUUACUUUAGUUUUCGAAAUAAAAGAAAUUCUUUUGCCUUAAAUGCAUUAACAAUCCCAACGACACUUCUUCUUAGAGCAUCUCCAAUGUAAAACUUCAUUUUUUUUCCUCCAAAAUGGAGUAAAAGUGAAAAUGAAGUAAAAUUACUCUAACCCUACUCCAUUUCCCACUCCAUAAUGGAGUGAUGAACAAACAAAAAAUAGAUUAUUUCAUUUAUGGAGUAAAUUUUAUUAUGGAGUGAGAUAUGAAGUUGAGUUGGAGCAUUACUUACUUUAUAUUCACUUUUACUCUAUUUUAAAGAAAAAAAUAGAGUGGGGAUGAAAAUGCCCUUCCUCGUUAUAUAAGAUCAUGUCAUCCCAUUAGUCCAUACAUUUAUUUUUAAUUAUAAACUGAUAAAUUAUAGUACAGGUAAAAGCCUAAUAUAACUAAAAUUUUAUUUUAGAUAGCACAUGUCAGAAUUUUCUUAUAAACUCAAAAUUUUAACAUAUCUAAAACCUAUAAAAUAUAUAUUUACACAACCAAAAUAUAAAUUACAUAAAUAGUUAAAAUAUAAAUCAUGUAAAGUUUAUAGUUUUCAAUUGGAUAAAAAUUGUCAACUGAAAAAUACUUCCGCGAUUUUACGGCGCGGGUAAAAAUCUAGUUAGAAUUUAUAGCAUGCGAUGUAUUGAAUGUAACCACAUUAAUCACCCACCAUCACUUCCCUUUUUUUACAUUUUAUCUUUGCCAUCGACUAUUAUUAGUUUUACAAGCAUUUCCAAUUGGGCAAACUCAUUGCAUAGUACUAGUGAAGAUUAUAUUUACUGAUUUGUUUCUAUCAACAUGACAUGUACUACUCAAUUAUCUACUAAAUUCCAUAGUUUACACAAAUUAAGGAUAACUCAUACUAUACCCUUGCUUUUACUUAAAUCAAAUUUGCUAAGCUGUAUAAUAGUCAGGCUCAUAUUACUCCAUAUAGCUGGUGCUUAUCUUAUUUUUUUCUUUUUUUCCCUAUCAGUGUAACACGUCAAUAAUAUAACGAUAAUUGAACGUCUAUAGUUAUUGCUUACUAUUUCACACGUACAAUUAUACACAUCUAUAGAGAUAUAUGUGUGUAAAAAGCAUCUCUGCAUCUGCAUGUGCAUGAGUUUCUACAGAGAGAAAAUUUGAAGUGCAGAAAACUCAGAAAGAAAAACAUCCAUAUAAAGUUAUUAUUUUCUCUUUUAACUCUUUUAGCUCUACGAUAUUAUUAUCUUAUGGUCUUUUAACUGUUUUAACUGUUUACGUAAAAAAUUAUCUUGCUGUAAGAUUUCCACAAAAUUUCACCUAUAAAGUCCUAACGUGAGAUGGGAAGAACACUUCACAGAAACUUUUUAUUCAGACGCUUGUUUUUACUUUGUCUCGAAAGAGAAUGAAUCAGAUCAUUUCCUGCGUUGAAAACGCUUGUACGAUGCGUCAAGCACCUAGGGAUCUCAAAAAGAGGCUUGAGACAAUGUCCGUGUACUUAUGUGAAACUACUUCACACUCAGCCUACGCAAAGGCCAUAAUUACUGGAUUUUUCCAGUCGGUGGGGAGCAAUGUAACUGCGGAAACAAGCUUGCUCGCCGUCAAAAAUGAGAUCCAUGGAGUUUUCAAUGCUUACGGUCCGGUUCUAUUACCAUAUGCAAAUACCCUAAAUUUACAAAUCCAAGUGAUCGAUACUGUGGAGAGAAUCUGCCUUGAAGCGGACUCAUCGUUUUUUCCAGCUUUCGGUUACAUAAUUGAGGUUCUGUCGAACCACGGUGUGGACUUCGAAGCAAUUCAGGUUUGGAAAACCCGUAAGAACAAGGAACGGGAUGAAGGAACGUUGUCACCACGAGAGGUAGCGCUGCUGACAAACUUGCUGGGUACGCCGAUAGGACCUGCCGGUGCGAUCCUUCAGGGGUACGAUCUUGGCCAGGCUAGCCAAGACGCCAGAAACAUGGGAUUCUAAUUUCUAAAGACGGUUGAUCUGGCCGUAGUAGCUAAAAGUCGGAUGUUUGAACAAUAAUCGUUUAGUUAUAUCUCUUCUAUCUUAUUAGUAAGGCUUGGCCCGCUUAUGAUGCGGGAUUAUUAAACUUGGAUAUUUUUACUUAUGUCUUUAAUAUAUAAGGGAUGAUUGCAUGCU